Molecule: messenger RNA, 1516 nt
Organism: Branchiostoma floridae (Florida lancelet)
Lineage: Eukaryota; Metazoa; Chordata; Leptocardii; Amphioxiformes; Branchiostomatidae
Exons: 2
Coding region: 246-1136 (296 amino acids)
Source: RefSeq, a predicted model, not a curated record
CACGUACAGAUUAUUCAGUGAUGGCGGGAAACCAGUGUUGUUGUUGACAGUGAGAAGUCGGUGCUAUUUUCCUCCUCUAGCCUCCUUGAUCCUUUACUAAGCGCAGUUUAAAGGCGUUCGCUUUGAAGCUACCUGUCUUCUGGAGGAAUAGCUCGGAUUUCACGUGAAGAAGAAAAGGAUUUUGUUGCCUACGGCUUUCCCAAAAUUAGCCUGAUAAAUUCAAAAUUUGUGGGGAGGGGGGCAAGAUGAGCUCGUCGGCCAGCGGUAUGCCCUCCUGUGCGGUUUGCGAACACCGCAACAGAUUGGCUGAGGGUAGAGGGGCAAACUACUACAGGUUUCACUGUAAUGAUUGUUACGAAUAUAUGAAGGCGAGAUUCUUCAGUGGUCCUCAGAACGUUCUUGCUGAAGACGCAGUCUUGGGCGAGAUGCAGGAGUCGAUGGAAUCGUCAGAUCUCGAAGGUGAACAGAUGGCAAGAAAUCAACUCAAGAAAGAGUCACCCCAGCCCAUGGCCCAAGAGCAGGCUGGACAAACCUCGACAUCUGAUACACAACAGAGUGUUAUUAAGGAAGAAGGUAACCAAGAGAACAAUCUUGGCAACGGUGACAACAACAUCCUAAGAUCCGAACUGAGCUGCAGUUCAGUCGCAAAUAAUAUCAAAGAGGAGCCAGUAGAUGAGCAAGAGAACAGCCUUGUGACUUCUUGGAAUAGCAGUGAACAACUGCUGAGUAGUGAGGCAGUUGGUACUGAUGCUGAGGUGAAAGAUGAGGAAGAGAUGAUGCUAGAUAAUACUUACAACACCAACGGACCGUAUCCGUUGAGUUGCACACUUGCCACUGAAGAGGAUUGGCAAGGGAUAGACCCUGGAAACUAUUACAACACCAACACACAGUCCCAGUUUAGUUCUAGUACAGUUGGUGUUGAGGUUGAGGAGGAAGGUGGCCAUGAUCAGACCUGGAUGAACAGGAGAAGCAGUCGGAUUGCAGGCAAUGCCUCGUCAUACAUGUAUAACAAGUAUGAGCAAGAGACAGCCCAAAAUAUAUAUGUGAACUCUGUAGAAAAAUGUUUAGUUCAACAAAAUGGCUUGCAAAACACCUGGAAACGCACAGGCCAACCUACAAACAGGAACAGAAAGUAAAAAAGUCAGCUGCUGGGAAAGUCAAAAAGAAGAGGAAACAAACAAAGAGGGAGAGACGUGAACGCUUUAGAGCAUUGGCGAAGCGAUCGCAGGAAGUUCAAGGUUUGGGAAAAGGUUCCAGAAGCAAACCUUUCCUACCACCUUAUGAAGAAGCAAUGAGGCUCGAUGAUAGUUACAACAUCAACAGACCAUAUCUGUUGAGUUGUACACUUGCCACUGAAGAGGAUUGGCAAGGGAUAGACCCUGGAAACUAUUACAACACCAACACACAGUCCCAGUUUAGUUCUAGUACAGUUGGUGUUGAGGUUGAGGAGGAAGGUGGCCAAGAUCAGACAUUGAUGAACAGGAGAAGCAGUAGGAUUGCAAGCAACGAAACCCUU